AUGAAACUCGAGAAGGGUCGCCAGAUGAUCGGUAAUUGCACGAAAAAGCAAGUAAAAAUUGGGAGAAGAUUCGUGUUCAACUUCGCCACCGCUGCGUGUGGGAAUUGCCAGGAAUCUGCUGCACAUCUGGCUCUUCCUAAUGGCAACAUUCGAGAGAAUGUUCGAUGGUGGCUUCUUUUCACCAGUAGACAGAGACGGAGUAAUAAGAAGGAGUCUCCUGACUCUGGAGGAAAACUUGAUAAGGUAGCGCCAAGAAGGACAGGCGCCGCUGAAGACUUGGUGAUGUACGCCGGAAAGCCACCAUCGGACUGUCCGACACCGGCGAUGCAAGCUACUGAACGACGUACAUGA
This is a messenger RNA of Necator americanus (New World hookworm), 351 nucleotides long. RefSeq lists its product as uncharacterized. The coding region runs from base 1 to 351 and encodes 116 amino acids. The record is from RefSeq and is a predicted model, not a curated record. The transcript is spliced from 3 exons. NCBI's taxonomy places the organism in Eukaryota, Metazoa, Nematoda, Chromadorea, Rhabditida, Ancylostomatidae.